AUGGCUGAUUCUCCUUCCGUCGCUGAAACGGUCCCCAAGGAUGUGAUCGUCCCGGAAGCCAAGCCCGUUAAUCAGACCGUUGCUCAGAUCCGCUCUCUGGCUGCUGGUGCUGCUGGUGGUGUUUGCGCAGUGGUCGUUGGACACCCUUUCGAUCUGGUGAAAGUGCGGUUGCAGACUGCGGAGAAGGGCGUCUACUCGGGUGCGAUCGAUGUCGUGAAGAGGACUGUGGCCCGUGAAGGCCUUGUUCGCGGUCUCUAUGCGGGUGUCUCCGCUCCCCUGGUGGGAGUUACGCCGAUGUUCGCUGUCAGUUUCUGGGGUUACGAUGUGGGUAAAACGCUUGUCAGCAAAUUUUCCGAGGUUCGCGUGGAGAACAACACCCCUCAAUACACCAUCGGCCAGAUCUCUGCUGCUGGAUUCUUUUCGGCCAUCCCCAUGACGUUGAUCACGGCCCCCUUCGAGCGCGUCAAGGUGCUUCUGCAGAUCCAGGGUCAGAACCCUCCACCUCCGGGUCAGAAGCCCAAGUACUCGGGCGGGUUGGACGUUGUUCGGCAAUUAUACAAGGAGGGCGGUAUCCGCAGUGUGUUCCGUGGUAGCGCAAUGACUCUGGCUCGUGAUGGUCCGGGAUCUGCCGCAUACUUCGCAGCAUAUGAAUAUAUCAAGCGCACUUUGACCCCCAAGGAUGCGCAGGGCAAUGUCACCGGUCAACUAUCCAUGCCGGCGGUUCUGGCUGCGGGUGGUGCUGCCGGUAUUGCCAUGUGGAUCCCUGUUUUCCCCGUCGAUACCAUCAAGUCCCGUCUGCAGAGCGCACCGGGUCGUCCCACGAUCGGCGGCACAAUUCGCACCGUGUACGCCAGCGGUGGCUUCAAGGCUUUCUUCCCUGGAUUUGGUCCCGCUCUGGCACGAGCUGUUCCUGCCAAUGCGGCUACCUUUGCGGGUGUCGAGCUGGCUCACCAGUUCAUGACGAAGCUCUUCGAUUAA
Aspergillus sclerotioniger CBS 115572 is the source of this 978-nucleotide messenger RNA. RefSeq names its product carnitine:acyl carnitine antiporter. Gene Ontology annotation, molecular function: O-acyl-L-carnitine transmembrane transporter activity. Gene Ontology annotation, biological process: mitochondrial transport; carnitine transmembrane transport. The transcript is spliced from 5 exons. The record is from RefSeq and is a predicted model, not a curated record. Gene Ontology annotation, cellular component: mitochondrial envelope. NCBI's taxonomy places the organism in Eukaryota, Fungi, Ascomycota, Eurotiomycetes, Eurotiales, Aspergillaceae. The coding region runs from base 1 to 978 and encodes 325 amino acids.